AUGACUAUGAACAUGUUUGAACCUUCUGCUAUCAAAGUCAAGGACAUGCGUGAUCCCGGCUCUACGUCCAUCGAAUUGCAUGUUAAGGUUGAGACUGCCGAGGGCACAGAUCUCCCAGAAAUCUCAGACGAACGACUUCCUCGGGGCCAGCAGGGCCUGACGUUCAGCAUUGAAUCCAUCCUUCGCCUGAAAACUUUCUACUCUUUAUCGCCAUUUCCUACUGUGCCUGGACAGAAAUUUUCACAAAAAAGGGUACAGUACGUCUUAAAGAUGAGAUAG
Molecule: messenger RNA, 279 nt
Organism: Penicillium diatomitis
Lineage: Eukaryota; Fungi; Ascomycota; Eurotiomycetes; Eurotiales; Aspergillaceae
Exons: 1
Coding region: 1-279 (92 amino acids)
Source: RefSeq, a predicted model, not a curated record